AUGAGUGAUCGCGGAAAAUGUCUAAAGCCUACCAAUGUCCCGGUGGGCGCCGACGCCUGCGGGCGGGUCGCGAACUUGACAGAAUAUCCAUCGACUAGCGCCUUGACCUCGUUCGCGACCCCCAGCUGACUUGGUUUCCUGCGGGUUCGACCCGAUAGGCGUGGACGACCGUCGCGGCAAUACCCACCCGACCGGGUAAUACCGCCGCCCGGAAAUACCUGUCACCCUGGGAAGUACCCGCUAAGAAUGUCCCUCAAAGCUCGAAAGAGCUCGAACGACUCGAAGUGGCAUUCGAUUACCACCAAGGUCGCGGUUGGAAGCAUUAUACGCGUUUCUUUACGCAAGCUGAUUCCCAAUUGGACUUCGACUUCAUGGUCCUCUACGAUAACACUUAUCGUACAGAGCUUGGCGAUCCCGACACGUCGGGCCACUUCGCUCCUCGGCGCUCAUCUCGGUGA
Molecule: messenger RNA, 458 nt
Organism: Microbotryum saponariae
Lineage: Eukaryota; Fungi; Basidiomycota; Microbotryomycetes; Microbotryales; Microbotryaceae
Source: the annotation of a GenBank genome assembly